This is a messenger RNA of Colletotrichum siamense, 2286 nucleotides long. RefSeq names its product Mechanosensitive ion channel protein Msy2 (gene msy2). The record is from RefSeq and is a predicted model, not a curated record. Gene Ontology annotation, molecular function: calcium channel activity. The transcript has 4 exons. Lineage: Eukaryota; Fungi; Ascomycota; Sordariomycetes; Glomerellales; Glomerellaceae. The coding region runs from base 1 to 2286 and encodes 761 amino acids. Gene Ontology annotation, biological process: intracellular calcium ion homeostasis; calcium ion transmembrane transport. Gene Ontology annotation, cellular component: membrane.
AUGCUUCCUCAAAUUGAGUCCAUCGCCACACAAGACUCACCGACCAAAACAUGGGCCGAUACCAAAGCGUACCAGCCUAUCCCCGGGGCUCGGGAGAUUGAAAGCUUAGAAGCAUUUCCAACGAAUUCGGAGGCGAUUCAACAGCAAGUUCCACCAGUUGUUAAGACUCAUCACAGACGCCGACUAUUUUGGUGGGCUCUUCGAUAUGCCCUCAUUUCUGCUGUUAUCUUCGUGGCACUUCUUGUCCCCACAAUUGUGUUGAGCAACGACGCCGAGUUUGCCGAUGACAGCACCAUUGAGAGCAUUCAAGCGAAACAGUACAGCAAUCUUGUGUUCUACAUCUGCUUGUGGUUGAUGGUUACAUGGAUAGCAGCCGUGGGUUCAGACCUCAUUGGUCUUGGAUUUCCGUAUCUGUUCAGGUUCAUUGCCAGAUACACGAAUCCCUCGCACCAAAAGUACUGGAGGAUUUUCAAGUUCAUGCGGCGACCGAUAGCCUUCCUCGGCACAACACUGGUUACCUAUAUCUUCUUCGCAGCGUGCAUUGUCGACAACAAUCUUUUGGCAGUCAACAUCAACAAGCCGGCAGACGCUUUCUGGUGGGAUGACGUCGUUGCCGAUGUCUUCCAGCAAUUAAUUCUUUGGGUCUGCUUCUACUUCAUCGAGAAGAUCUUCAUCACUUACAUCACGAUUCACUACCAUUAUCGAGGCGACAACGUGAAACUCACCCGGACAAGAGAGUUGCAAAACGCGUUGAUCACACUAUACGACGCUUCUGUUUAUCUUCACCCUCCUCAUCGAACCUUAUUCGCCCGAGAAGACAUGCUCAUUCGAAACGCCAAAGGCGACGCCCAUGCUUCUGGCCGAACGAGGGUCAGCAGCUACCUUGCUCGGAUGGGUAUCGACGGCUACAAGAUGAUGAGUCUGUUUGGCAAUUUCAUAUCAGACGAUCCUAAUGCACAUUGGCUUCGACCUGCAAGUACCUACGCAGUUAUCGAGCGGUCAUGGGCUAGUCCGGUCUCAGCUGAAGCGUUGGCAAGACGCAUAUGGCUGCCACUUGUGGCAGAGGGCAAAUCAGGUCUCACUGCUAACGACAUCAUCGACGUCCUUGGCCCUUACCGAAAAGAAGAGGCCAUUCGCAUAUUCAAGACUGUGAACGAAAACAACAGCCCCGACAUUCGAAUUGAGGAGUUCAUUGGCAUAGUCACCGAAGGUGGGAAAACUCGACAUAACAUCUAUCGCAACAUGACCAACAUGGACCACUGCAUCAACACAUUCGACUGGUUUCUCCUGCUUAUUCUUGCAGCUGUCAUGAUAUUCUUUAUCAUGGUCGCAUAUGUGCCGGCUAUCAAACAGAUUCAGACAAUUCUCUCCAGUCUGGCGAUCGGACUAUCUUUUGCGGUCGGCCGGACGUUCCAUCAUCUUUUGGUGGGGAUCGUGUUCGUCUUCUUUGAUCAUCCCUACGACGUGGGAGACGUUGUCAACGUCUACAAUCCUGGUUCUACUGUUGGAACUCAGUGCGUCGUCAAACGCCAGUCCCUGUUGUACACGGUCUUUAGGCGGCUCGACAACGGUUGUGAUCUGCAAAUUUCCAAUGACCGACUUUCUCAAAAGCGCAUUGAGAACUUCUCGAGGUCAGGCAUUAAUCGACAAGGAAUCUCAAUGUUUGUGGAUUUCAGGACCGGCUUCAAGGAUAUUAUACGCCUACGCACUAUUAUGGAGGAAUUUCUCAGCAACAAUUCACGAGACUUCGUUCCGGACAGCUUGGGCCUCAAUGUCGUCAGCCUCCAUGAACUCAAUAAGAUGGAGCUUCGACUGGCGUUCACUCAUCGUAACAACUGGUCCGACGACAAACUUCGCUCUCAACGUAGCAAUAGGUUUCACUGUGCGUUGGUGGCAGCGUGCAGGGCUAUUCCGUUAUCAAAGCCUGGAGGAAUGCUUCCUUCAGCGGGUGAGAAUGGUAACCCGAUGUACACUGUGCAGCUUAAUACGACUACGGAGCUUGGGGAGAACAUCAAGAAAGAGAAGGACCGCAGACAAGGUUUGCGAUGGGACGAUGUGAAAAGUGAAUCACACGGGAGUAUCGAUCCUGCUAUGAGCGAAGAGGAAGCUACUCGGUCUCGCUUGGCAGCGGAAGCUGAGAAAAUGAGAUUGGCCAAAGUGGCGGAAGAGGAGGCCUUCUUAAAGCUAGCACGAUUGCCCAUGCCUUCAACAGAAGCUGGGGUCAGUUCCGCUGUCGAUGUUCCUGGAUCCGCGACUGGGCUACGACAAACAAGGGCUGGUAAAUGA